Molecule: messenger RNA, 2536 nt
Organism: Cornus florida
Lineage: Eukaryota; Viridiplantae; Streptophyta; Magnoliopsida; Cornales; Cornaceae
Product: exocyst complex component EXO70A1-like
Exons: 12
Coding region: 133-2091 (652 amino acids)
Biological process (GO): exocytosis
Cellular component (GO): exocyst
Molecular function (GO): phosphatidylinositol-4,5-bisphosphate binding
Source: RefSeq, a predicted model, not a curated record
UCUGUCUAAAUAAUCGUCAACGAACGCGCACACUUCAUUAUUUCGUUGCCCUGUGUUUUUCGUUUACAAACCAAAAAAAGCUCUCCAGACCAGUAGGCUAGAGAGAGAAAGUUGAGGAGGUAGAGAGAGAAGAUGGGUUUUCUAGCGGCAGCUCCAGUGGGUGUGGAUAUGCUGAGCGAAAGGGCGGCCUUGAUGAGAGAGUCACUGCACAAGAGUCAGUGCAUCACAGACAACAUGGUCUCCAUCCUUGGCUCCUUUGACCACCGCCUCUCCGCCCUCGAAACCGCCAUGCGUCCCACUCAGAUUAGAACACAUUCUAUUCGGAUAUCUCACGAGAACAUUGAUAGGACUUUAAAGGCUGCAGAAGUUAUAUUGGCCCAAUUCGAUCUGUCUCGUCAGGCAGAGGCUAAAAUACUUAAAGGGCCACAUGAAGACCUGGAAAGUUAUCUUGAAGCAAUUGAGCAGUUAAGAAGCAACAUUCGAUUUUUUAGCAGCAACAAAAGCUUUAGGAGUAGUGAUGGGGUGGUCAACAAUGCCAAUAGUUUACUUGCUAAGGCUAUUUCAAAGUUGGAAGAGGAGUUCAAGCAACUCUUGGCAUCUUACAGCAAACCCGUGGAACCUGAUCGUCUUUUUGAGUGUCUCCCAAAUGCACUACGACCGUCAUCAGGAUCGCCACUGAACCAGGGUGACUCUGGAAUCAAGAGUAAUCAUUCUGAGCACCACAAUAGUAGCUUGGAAAAUGCUGUUUAUACACCUCCAACUCUCAUACCACCAAGAAUUUUGCCAUUGCUGCAUGAUUUAGCACAACAGAUGGUUCAAGCUAGUCACCAACAGCAGUUACUGAAAAUAUACAGGGAUACCCGUUCUUCAGUUCUGGAAGAAAGCCUUCGCAAAUUGGGGGUUGAAAAACUUAGUAAAGAUGAUGUUCAGAAGAUGCAGUGGGAGGUUUUGGAGGCUAAGAUUGGGAAUUGGAUCCAUUUCAUGCGGAUUGCAGUCAAACUGCUGUUUGCUGGAGAGCGAAAAGUCUGUGAUCAAAUGUUUGAAGGCGUUGAUUCUCUCGGUGAUCAAUGUUUUGCUGAAGUGACUGCUAGUAGUGUUGCAGUGCUACUUAGUUUUGGAGAUGCGAUUGCCAAAAGCAAGAGAUCACCUGAAAAGUUGUUUGUGCUUUUAGACAUGUAUGAGAUUAUGCGUGAGCUUCACUCAGAGAUUGAAAUACUUUUCAAGGGUAAAGCUUGCAAUGAAAUUAGAGAAUCUGCAUUUGGUUUGACAAAGCGGCUCGCCCAGACAGCCCAAGAGACCUUUGGUGAUUUUGAAGAAGCAGUUGAAAAAGAUGCAACAAAAACUGCUGUGUUGGAUGGAACUGUCCAUCCAUUGACAAGCUAUGUGAUUAACUAUGUGAAGUUUCUGUUUGAUUAUCAAUCAACCUUGAAGCAACUUUUCCAAGAAUUUGAAAAUGGGGAAGAAACAAAUUCUCAGUUGGCCUCCGUGACAAUGCGUAUAAUGCAGGCUCUUCAAACCAAUUUGGAUGGGAAAUCCAAGCAGUAUAGAGAUCCUGCUCUUACCCACUUGUUUCUUAUGAACAAUAUUCACUAUAUGGUCAGAUCUGUACGCAGGUCCGAAGCCAAGGACUUGUUAGGGGAUGAUUGGGUGCAGAGACACCGCAGAAUUGUGCAGCAACAUGCAAAUCAGUAUAAGAGGAUUGCUUGGCACAAGAUUCUGCAGGUUCUCACUGUUCAGGGUCUGACCUCGUCCGGGGGUGCUGGUAGUUCAGUUGGUGUUGACGGAGGAAAUAGCAGUGGAGUUUCAAGAGCUCUCAUUAAGGACAGGUUGAAGACCUUCAAUAUGCAGUUUGAGGAGUUUCAUCAAAGACAAUCUCAAUGGACUGUUCCUGACAGUGAGUUGCGAGAGUCUCUUAGGCUUGCAGUUGCUGAAGUCUUGUUGCCAGCAUACAGAAAUUUCAUUAAACGAUUUGGGUCUCUGGUUGAGAAUGGUAAGAACCCCCAGAAGUACAUCAGAUACACCGCCGAGGAUCUUGACCGAAUGCUUGGUGAAUUUUUUGAGGGGAAGACCUUGAAUGAACCCAAGCGAUAGUAUUGUGGCCCUCUUUUACGAAGAAACGGAAGGUAAUUUGAGAGAAUAAAAGGAAAAAAAAAAAAAAAAAAACUUGACCCGUGAUGCUGUUGAUGCAUUUGUCUGUCACUACCUUAGUUUAGGGAGGUUGAUGGUUACCCUUCUGCGUGCUUUCUUCACUGUGCAGCGGUGAUACCCUUGCUAGGCGGUAAUGAGAUGGGGGUGUGUGCAUUUCUCUCUAGAGGUUACUGGGGAAAAGGGUAAAACCGUAAAAUAAAACAGAAAAAAGAAACUGUGAAUAAAAAGAUUAUCAUCUUUUGCAUCCUUAGGUAAUUUUACUAGCAUCUAUCUUGUUUGAUGUGGUUUAGCACUUCUGGAUUUGUUGUUUUUUUCUCAUUUGUUCUCUGUAUAGAUGGUACUUUCUCAUUUCCUAGUUUUUAUCUGAAAAGUGAGAAUUUUAUUGCAA